Molecule: messenger RNA, 2112 nt
Organism: Drosophila grimshawi
Lineage: Eukaryota; Metazoa; Arthropoda; Insecta; Diptera; Drosophilidae
Product: putative inorganic phosphate cotransporter
Exons: 4
Coding region: 282-1730 (482 amino acids)
Biological process (GO): transmembrane transport; monoatomic anion transport
Cellular component (GO): plasma membrane
Molecular function (GO): transmembrane transporter activity
Source: RefSeq, a predicted model, not a curated record
AGUUCUACGUAAAACGACCAGCUGUCAGGUGACUAGUGAAAAUUACAAAUUUACUUUUGUUCGCGCGAUUUAAUACGAUUUAUUGACCACAACAAACAUGAACGGCACUUAAAUUCUAAAAGCAAACAAUCAAAUAGAGUAAUUUGUGGCAUUUGAAUUUCAUAUAAGUGCGGCAACAUUUGCUAGCUUUUAGAGCACAACAAAAACAAAAAAAAGAGCAUUGACAACAACAACAACAACAAACAAGGAAACACAAACAGUGAAGCUUGCCUUCAAGUAGAAUGACGGACACGGAUGUGCAGCUGGAGAAAGUGCCACGCCUUGGACUGCGUCACUUGCAGGCGCUGCUGCUGUUCCUGGGCCUCGUCGUCAAUACCAUACUGCAGUUUAAUGUGGGCGUGGCCGUUGUGGCCAUGACAAAUGCAACAUCCACCAAUGCCGAUCUGCCCUACUACAAUUGGACGGAACGCCAGAAAUCCUAUGUGCUGUCCAGCUUCUAUUGGGGCUCAGCGCUGACACAGUUUCCCGGCGGUUAUCUGUGCAAGCGUUUCGGUGCCAAAACGGUGCUUUUCUGGGGCAGCUUUGGCUCGGCGCUGCUGAGCGCGUGGACACCGCAGAGCAUCUAUGUGGCCGGUUGGCGGGCGUAUUGUGCCAUCCGUUGGCUGCAGGGCCUCUGUCAGGGUGUCACACUGCCCUGCAUCCAUCAGCAUCUGGCCAAUUGGGCGCCAGCCGUGGAGCGGACACGUUUGGGCGCCUUUGCCUACACCGGCUUCGAUUGCGGCAAUGUGCUGGCCAUGUAUGCAGCUGGUAUGUUGGCCAGCUCGUAUCUGGGCUGGCCGGGCAUCAGUUAUACGUCGGCUGCAUUGGGUGUGUCCUGGUGCCUGCUCUGGCUGCUGCUGGGCGCCAAUUGUGCCAGCGAGGCACGCUGCAUUGGCAGCGCCGAGAAGCGCUACAUCGUCGGUGACGUGCAGCGGCGGAGGAGCGUGCGACGGGAGCGCAGAUUGGCGAUACCCUGGCGUGGCAUAUUCACCUCGGCGCCGUUUUAUGCGCUGCUCUGCGCUCGAUGCGCCGACACAUGGGGGCUGGCAACGAUGCAGGCGGAGCUGCCAGCAUAUUUGAAUGGUGUCCUUGGCUUGGAGAUGCACAGCAAUGCGUUCUUCUCGGCGCUGCCCUUUCUGCUGAUGUGGGCCAUGUGCUAUGUGUAUCUGCUCAUUGCCGAUGUGCUGCUCCGGAGGCACUGCCUCAGCUUGACCGCGCUGCGUAAGACAUACAAUAGUAUUGCAUUGUGGACACCAGCUGGCAUUAUGUUGGCCCUUGGCUUUGUGGAUGCCACACAAAAACCGCUGGCCAUCGCGCUGGUCACGUUGAGUGUGGGCGUCAGCAGUGCGGCAACAAUUGGCAGUGAAUUGAACACAAUUGAUCUGUCGCCGGUGCAUGCCAGCAUCCUCUCCGGCAUUCUUAGUACGUUCACCAAUCUGGUGGCAAUGCUCACGCCCCUCGUCGUGGGCGUGCUGGUCAAGGAGCCAACGGAACGCAGCCAGUGGCAGGUUGUAUUCAGCAUUGCGGCCAUGGUGCUCUUUGGCGGCAAUGUCAUCUAUCUGAUUUGGGGCACCGCCGAGACGCAGCCCUGGAACGACAACGAGCCACAUUGCGAGGCGGCGGACAGCGACUUCGAGGAUGCCAAACUGGAGAUUUCAGCAGAGGCAACUGCCAACAAAGCAUUAGCAUAGAUAUGUAGAUAGAUUCAAUGUAAUUCAAUACUUAACACGUGCAUAUCAUUCAUACAAAUUACAUUCAAAUUACUGUCAAAUAGGUCAAAUACGAUUAAGCUUCUUAAGACAGAGUCUCUCUUUCUCUCUCUCUCUCUCUCUCUCUCUCUCUCUGUCUCUGUCUCUGAGGGAGUCAGCGAGGGAUUGGUGUGGAAGAAGUUUGUUGCCAUCCAGUUUAGUCAAUAGUUAAACCAUUAUUAAUUUUUAAUUAAUUUGAUUGAUUAUUCUCUUUUCUCUCUUUAUUUUUGAUCGUUUUAAAACAAAUAUAUUUAAUUAAAGUUUGCGUUCAAAACAAAUAUUUUACUUAUAACUUUUUCAGAUUUGACUGCUAGCUGCAAAUUCC